Messenger RNA from Scylla paramamosain (green mud crab), 2701 nucleotides. It is a transcript of the gene Cth, whose product is annotated as cystathionine gamma-lyase-like. The transcript is spliced from 9 exons. The coding region runs from base 163 to 1356 and encodes 397 amino acids. NCBI's taxonomy places the organism in Eukaryota, Metazoa, Arthropoda, Malacostraca, Decapoda, Portunidae. The record is from RefSeq and is a predicted model, not a curated record. Gene Ontology annotation, biological process: transsulfuration. Gene Ontology annotation, molecular function: pyridoxal phosphate binding; carbon-sulfur lyase activity. Gene Ontology annotation, cellular component: cytoplasm.
AAAUAUAAAAAUAAAACUUGUACAUCGACAUCAAGUAGGUGCGGGCGAGGCAGACCCACACCGGUAGCAGACAGCAACGAGCGCUCACCUGGGAAGGAAGGGAAGCACAGAGCACCGCUAAAUUCCUCAAACAUAAUAACUUUGACUAAACACACAACCACGAUGACUAGUAACAAUGGCUACCUGAAAAAUGAUGAGACCUUCUCCACGCGAGCCAUCCACGAGGGGAAUGAGCCGGAGCAGUGGAACAGUCUGGCCGUGGUGCCGCCCAUCUCCAUGGCCACCACCUUCAAGCAGGAUGGCCCAGCAGAGUUCAAGUUCUUUGAGUACGGGCGCUCAGGGAACCCAACCAGGGGCUGCCUUGAGAAGUGCCUGGCCUCCAUAGAGAAUGGCAAGCAUGGACUUGCAUUUGCCUCUGGUCUGGCCGCCACCACCACCAUCACCCACCUGCUGUCUGCCGGCGACCACAUCGUGUCCAUGGACGACCUCUAUGGUGGCACCAACAGAUACUUCCGCACUGUUGCCUCUCGGAUGGGCGUGCAGAUAGACUUCAUUGAUGCCACAGACACCAAGAAGGUUGAGGCUGCCAUGAAACCCAACACUAAGAUGGUCUGGAUUGAGACGCCCACCAACCCCACCUUGAAGAUCGUGGACAUUGCAGCGGUGGUGGCCAUCGUGAAGAAGAAGAGCGACUGUUUCCUGGUGGUGGACAAUACUUUCAUGUCUCCUUACUUUCAGCGCCCCCUUGACCUUGGCGCCGACCUGGUCAUGUCCUCCGUCACCAAGUAUAUCAACGGACACACGGAUGUCAUCAUGGGCUGCAUCUGCACCAAGAGAGAUGACCUGCAUGAGAGACUGCGCUUCCUGCAAAACGCGAUAGGUCCCGUCCCGUCCCCCUUCGACUGCUACCUGGUGAACCGCUCAAUCAAGACCCUGGCCUUGAGGAUGGAGAAGCACAUGCAGAAUGGCUUAGCUGUGGCAAGAUUCCUCGAGAACCACCCCUGUGUGGAGAAAGUGAUCCACCCUGGCCUCCCCUCUCACCCACAGUAUGAGCUCUCCAAACGACAAUGCCAUGGUCACUCUGGCAUGCUGAGUUUCUACAUCAAAGGCAACAACCUUGAGGUCUCCAAGAAGUUUUUCCAGAAGCUCAAGGUCUUCACACUAGCUGAGAGCUUGGGAGGGUAUGAGAGUCUCUGUGAACUGCCUUCGGUGAUGACCCACGCUUCAGUGCCCAAGGAGACACGGGACAAACUGGGCAUCACGGACGGCCUGAUCCGAGUGUCCUGUGGUCUGGAGGGUGCUGACGACCUCAUCAAGGACCUCGACCAGGCACUCAGAGCUGUGGUCUCUGUGUAGCCUCCCAGGUGUGAAGGUGUACCAGCAAGAGGUGUGGUGUGAUGCUAGUGUGUUCCGUGUGUUGCGUGCUCUUGCAAUCUGCACUGAGGCCUGGAGGAAGGUUGCGGUGGUGCUGUACUGUGCUUAGCUAAACCAAUGCACCACCUGUCUGUCUGUCUGUCUGCCUGAUGGUGCAAGUGUUUGGAAGUGUACUUAUCUGUAUGCUUUUGAUUACUUCAGUAUUUCACUUUAUUCAGCUUACACAUGGAAUUAUUUAUUGACUGAAGAGGAAGCUAAUGGUGGUGCUGUAAUGCUCAAGCCAAAUCAAUGCACCUAUAUAUCUGUCUAAGUGGUUCAAAAUAAUACAUAUUUUAAUCAGUUAUAUUCAGGAUUUCAAGUUAUUUAACUUAUGAAGUUAUUGAGUGAACACUGAAUGCUGCCAUGAUGUACUGUGGUGGUCAAGCCAAACCAAGCCACCUGCAGUCUGCCUGUGCAAUUGUCUGAAUGUACUAUUAUGUAUUCUUUUAAUGAAUUAUAUUCUGUAUUUCAAUCUAUUUAGCUCCUGAAGUUAUAUAUUGAGUGAACACUGAUGCUGUGGUGGUGCAAUGUUCAAUCCAAACAAAGGCACCUUCUUUCUGUCAGUCAAGUCUUUGAAAGUACUAAUAUGUAUGUUAAUUAAUUCACUAUUUCAGUUUAUUCAUCUCUCACAUGAAGCUGUGAACUGAAUUGUAUAUAUUGCCUAGAUACCCUCUUAGGCUUGUAUUCCAUGUAUUUCUAUAUAUAUAUAUAUAUAUAUAUAUAUAUAUAUAUAUAUAUAUAUAUAUAUAUAUAUAUAUAUAUAUAUAUAUAUAUAUAUAUAUAUAUAUAUUUUUUUUUUUUUUUUUUUUUUUUUUUCAUUUAUUUUUUCUCCAGAUAUCCUGUAUGAUUUUGCAAAUCUGAUGUUUAAUUUCAAGGUGAGAUUAAUCAGUGGGAAAAACAAGGCACUGAAUAUUUUGCCUUGUACCUCAGUACAGUAGAUCUGGUUUUUGUUGGUGCUUACAGUAUGAUGUCAAUACAUAAAGGUACUGUACUAUGCAACAUUACUGUAGUGCAAACACACACAUGAAUAUAAAUGCAAAAAUAGGAUUCAUAUACUGUAACUAUAUAUAUAUAUAUAUACACACACACACACACACACACACACACACACACACACACACACACACACACACACACACACACACACACACAUAUGCAGAGACCAGGCCACAGUAUGAGACAAGAUAAAGCACACACAGUUAAUACAAGGCCACUAUAUUUUUACAUGGAGAAUGGUACCUUUUGGAUAACCUGAAAGGAGACAAUAUUGAUGCCACCUUUGCCUCUA